This is a messenger RNA of Suillus paluster, 525 nucleotides long. RefSeq lists its product as uncharacterized. The transcript has 2 exons. Lineage: Eukaryota; Fungi; Basidiomycota; Agaricomycetes; Boletales; Suillaceae. The record is from RefSeq and is a predicted model, not a curated record. The coding region runs from base 1 to 525 and encodes 174 amino acids.
AUGAAGCGCCUGCCUGCCCUUGCAGGGCGUGUGCAAAGAAAGUUCAGGCCUUAUGCGAAACCACAUGGUUUCGUGCCUAAUGCAUUAGAGCUCCGCUUUUUUCGAAGGUGUCUCGAAUCUGGUGACAAUGAUAUGAGUCUGGCGGACAUCAAAGUGAAGACUAUCACUCAAGCUGUCGCUGUAAAGGAAGCUGAUUGUGAAUCCAAGCGCAUGGCAGUUCUGGGAACGGCAUGGGCGGUUGAGGCAAAGGACCAAUACCAGGCACUUCUUGAAAUGAUCGUCCAAGAAGAACUUGAAAGAUAUACCAUCAGCGCUAAAGAAGCUGCCGUUCUCCAGAGUUUCUUGGUUGGAUGUAGCUGGGAGGAUUUCGAAGUUGCCAAGGACUUCGAUGUGGGUGCACACAGUCACAAUUCCAGGUCAUUAGCUGUUGCCGACUUAACCCUGAAUCACAUUGAGGGUGUUAAGUCGUGUCUGCCAGAGGAAGAUGUUGAUUUGACAUCCGACGACUUCGAGUCUGAUGGCUGA